Messenger RNA from Manduca sexta (tobacco hornworm), 1832 nucleotides. RefSeq lists its product as uncharacterized. Bases 56 to 1579 code for a protein of 507 amino acids. The record is from RefSeq and is a predicted model, not a curated record. Gene Ontology annotation, molecular function: glutathione transferase activity. The transcript has 12 exons. Lineage: Eukaryota; Metazoa; Arthropoda; Insecta; Lepidoptera; Sphingidae. Gene Ontology annotation, biological process: glutathione metabolic process.
AUUAUUUUGGGAGUACGUGAAAUGCACCGCUGUAGCGCGAUCGAAGAAAAAGAGGAUGCCCAGCGAACCCAUCAAAUUCUAUUAUUUAGCACCUUCACCACCGUGCCGCGCCGUUAUGAUGACUGCCAGAGCGUUGGAUUUGGAAUUGGAUCUGAUCCCUACCAACAUUAUGGAUGGCGAUCAUAAGACACCAGAGUAUCUUAAAAUGAAUCCUCAACACACUAUUCCUACAAUGGAUGACAGUGGAUUUAUUCUGUGGGAAAGCCGGGCAAUUUUAGCUUAUCUCGUCAACGCUUACGGCAAAGAUGACUCACUUUACCCAAAAAAUCCACGUCAGCGAGCUAUUGUUGACCAAAGGCUCAACUUUGAUAUCGGCACGCUGUUCCCAAGAUAUUUAAAUCUUUACUAUCCAAUGUUAUUCCGGGGCGACGAAUACAACCAAGAAAAUGCUGACAAGCUUAAUGAGGCACUAGGAUGGCUUAACAUCUUCCUGGAAAAAAGUGCAUUUGUCGCAGGAGAUAAUUUGACAAUCGCUGACAUAUCUAUAAUAGUCACCAUUACCAAUUUGGACGCUUUCAAAUUUGACUUUAGUGAACACGAAAAUCUUACGAAGUGGUUCGAGAGAACAAAGAAGGCUCUGGAACCUUACGACUGGGAGGAUAUUGAUGAGACCGGGGCUCAAAUGCUAGCAGACUUCUUGAAUAGAGAGCAUACCGGAGUUAGGAAUUUGUACCUGAUAUGGAUGGUUGCCCUAUUACAUCAUGGUACGGAAUAUACAGGCGAUAGAUGGAUACCCUGGUUGCCGCUGCCCCCAUUCAGGGAUAAAGAUGUAAAGUUUGUGUGUGUGUGCAUAACAUGUGGUGGACAGGCAGAGUAUUUCAUGUUUGGCACCGCUGUAGCGCGAUCGAAGAGAAAGAGGAUGCCCAGCGAACCCAUCAAAUUCUAUUAUUUAGCACCUUCACCACCAUGCCGCGCCGUUAUGAUGGCUGCCAGAGCGUUGGAUUUAGAAUUGGAUCUGAUCCCUACCAACAUUAUGGAUGGCGAUCAUAAGACACCAGAGUAUCUUAAAAUGAAUCCUCAACACACUAUUCCUACAAUGGAUGACAGUGGAUUUAUUCUGUGGGAAAGCCGCGCAAUUUUAGCUUAUCUCGUCAACGCUUACGGUAAAGAUGACUCACUUUACCCAAAAAAUCCACGUCAGCGAGCUAUUGUUGACCAAUGGCUCAACUUUGAUAUCGGCACACUGUACUCAAGAUACUCUAAUCUUUAUUAUCCAAUUUUACUUCGGGGCGAAGAAUACAACCAAGAAAAUGCUGACAAGCUUAAUGAGGCACUAGGAUGGCUUAACAUCUUCCUGGAAAAAAGUGCAUUCGUCGCAGGAGAUAAUCUGACUAUUGCUGACAUAUCUAUAAUAGUCACCAUUACCAGUUUAGAUGCUUUCAAAUUCGACUUUAGUGAACACGAAAAUCUUACGAAGUGGUUCGAGAGAACAAAGAAGGCUCUGGAACCUUACGACUGGGAGGAUAUCGAUGAGACCGGGGCUCAAAUGCUAGCAGACUUCUUAAAUAGAGAGCAUUAAAACAAAAAUUAUAUUCAGCACCUAUACCCAAUAUAAUAUUUGCAAUAGAUUAUUUUUAAGAUCAAGUUUAUUAUUCAUUUUAUCAUUGUAGGUUUAUUGCAAUGUUCCGUUUAUUACAUCUAUAACACAUAAUAUUUUAUUGUUACAAGAACAACGGUAAAUAGGUAUACAAUAUGUUAUUUUAUUCCUAUUAUGGUUUCGAACUACAUAUAAGCAUGUUGUUCAUGCAGAAACAAGUCUAAUUUUAUUUGAA